CUUUUUUAUUUUUUCUAUACAAUAUUGAUUAUAAUAAAUCAUAAUUUCCAUUUUCACCCAUCAUCAGUACUGACGAAUCAAUCAACAUUUCUUCUUCUUCUUCUUCUUCUUAGUAGCAGCUAACUACUCAUUGAAUAAGUUUUUGUGUGGCUGAGUAUCUCUCUGAGAGAUGGCUGGCGGUGGUGGGUCUUUUAGUCAAUCCAUCUUGGAAACUCCGACAUGGGCGUUGGCAACAGUAUGCUUUGUUUUCAUCUUUCUCGGCAUACUCAUCGAAUACUUGAUUCAUCUCUUGGCUCACUGGCUGAAGAAACAUGGGAAGAAAGCUCUGUUUGAGGCAGUUGAAAAGCUAAAGUCAGUUUUGAUGCUGUUGGGUUUCAUGUCGUUGCUACUAGCGAUCACGCAGCGUCCCAUUUCCAAGAUAUGCGUGCCAGACAAUAUUGCAUUUUCCAUGCUCCCCUGUCGCCGCUAUAAUAUUCAUGAACUAGCUGCUGCUGUUGCAGACUCAUCAUCUAAUAUUGAUGAUCCUUGCGCCUACUCCUCUGAAGGGGAAAAGAAAAUGUCUUCAUUUAUAUCUCAACAAGGGGUCAAUCAGCUCAACAAUUUCAUCUUUGGUCUCGCAAUUAUGCAGAUUGCUUAUACUCUUAUCACCAUGGCUUUCGGAAGGGCCAAAAUGAAUCGUUGGGAAGCCUGGGAGAAGGAAAGUCAAUCAGUGGAAUAUCUAGUCUCAAAUGAUCCAAAUCGAUUUAGAUUCACCAAGCAAACAACUUUUGGGCGCAGACAUGCCACCUCUUGCACCACUACCCCCAUUCUCCUUUGGAUUAAAUGUUUCUUCAGGCAAUUCUUUCAUUCCGUGGCUAAAGUGGAUUAUCUAACCCUCCGUCACGCAUUCAUUGCGACUCAUCUACCCACAAACAAUUCCUUCAAUUUUCAAAAGUACAUCCAAAGAUCUCUAGAAGAUGACUUCAAGCUUGUGGUGGGAAUCAGGCCUUUCAUGUGGUUUUUGGUCGUCAUCUUCCUCCUAAUCGAUGUGCACGGUUUGCAUGCGUACCUUUUUGUGUCUUUCCUUCCUCUCGUUUUUGUGCUAGCAAUAGGAACAAAGCUGGAAGUGGUAGUGGCGGAAAUGGCUAUCCAGCUUAAAGAUCAGAAUACUGUCAUCAAAGGAGCCCUUUUGUUGCAGCCCAAUGACAACCUCUUCUGGUUCAGUCAACCCAACUUCGUCCUUACUCUUCUUCAUUACACCUUAUUUAUGAAUGCUUUUGAGAUUACUUUCUUCAUCUGGGUAACGAUUCAAUAUGGUAUAAAGUCAUGUUACCAUGAAAACUUGGCGAUUGUCAUCGCUCGAGUGGUUUUAGCAAUUGUGGUUCAAGUUAUGUGCAGUUAUAUCACUCUGCCCCUCUAUGCUCUUGUAACCCAGAUGGGCACACACUUCAAGAGCACAUUAAUGCUAGAAGAUCAAACGGUUGACGUUAUUAAACAAUGGCACACUGAAGUUAAACACAAAAGGAAGAAGAGAGACAAGAACAAGAACAAGAACAAGGACAAGAAUACAAUUGAGCAGCAAACUGGAUCAUCGUCUGUUUGGACAAACGAAGACAUCACUACCGAGUCUUCCUCUUCUCACAAGUACCACUACCGUCGCUCACCAAAUCACCACCAUGAUCAUGGUGGUGAUGAUCGCUUAGAUGAUGUUAUCAUUCAUAAUAAUAAUAAGGCUGUGGAGUCAGAAAUACAAGAACUCGAUGAUCAUGAUCAUCAAAUACGAUUAAAUCCUUAACAACACUAGUUAUAACGAUAAGAUAGAUAUUAUUAAUG
This is a messenger RNA of Impatiens glandulifera, 1812 nucleotides long. Its product is annotated as MLO-like protein 3. NCBI's taxonomy places the organism in Eukaryota, Viridiplantae, Streptophyta, Magnoliopsida, Ericales, Balsaminaceae. The record is from RefSeq and is a predicted model, not a curated record. Gene Ontology annotation, cellular component: membrane. Gene Ontology annotation, biological process: defense response. The transcript is spliced from 13 exons. Bases 170 to 1774 code for a protein of 534 amino acids.